AAUGAAUGAGGCUACGCAAGUGUUGAAUAGUGCGGUCAGAGGAGCCUCCUAUAACAUGCUGAUCCAGUUUCUAUCUCGUGUGAUAACAUUUUUGAUGAAUGCUUACGUAUUGCGACACAUUUCUGCUGAGCUACUGGGUGUUGUCAACAUACGGCUUACUCUUCUUUACACCACAAUUUUGUUGAUAUCUCGCGAGGCAUUUCGGAAAGCGUGUAUGAAAAAAAUUGAUGGCGUUCAAUGGAGGCAGACGAUUAACCUGUUAUGGUGCACUGUCCCACUGGGAGUUGUGACUGCAAUUGUUCUGUCUUGCGUUUGGGUGUUUCUGUUGGACAAGCCGUCGUCUGAUUACUAUGUGUGGGGAGUGAUGGCGUAUUCGCUGGCUGCUGUGUUGGAACUAUGUGCAGAGCCACUUUGGAUUGUUGCUCAGGCUUUUCUCUAUGUUCGGCUAAAGGUUGCAUUUGAAGCCUUUGCUGUAUUGGUUCGCUGCGUUGUGACGUUUUCUCUGUUGUUUGUGAUGCCAGAGUGGGGACUGAUCAUAUUCAUUAUUGCUCACCUUUCAUACUCUGCAGUCUAUGUGAUCAUGUAUUUUGGAUUUGGAGCUCAUGUGCUGUCAGCGGAGUUUCGUCGAAAGCAGGAUGAUGUGCACCUUAGCUCAUACUAUGAUUUACUUCCUCAGUUUCAUCGAUCACAGUCAUUCUUGAAUACUCAAAGUGCUCAUUUAGUUUUGAGUUUCUUUACUCAAUCAUUCCUUAAGCAAGUGCUCACAGAAGGUGAAAGAUAUCUGAUGACAUUCUUUGCUAUUUUAUCAUUUGCAGAGCAAGGAAUUUAUGACGUCAUCAACAAUCUUGGUUCUCUAGUAGCUCGAUUUAUUUUUCUACCUGUGGAGGAAAGCUUUCAUUUGUUUUUUGCAAAUACACUUAUUCGAGGUGUUCCACAUCACCAGCAGAAAUCAGAUUCUCUUCAUAUUGCCAGCAACACACUUUUUGUGUUGCUGAGAUUUGCCUCAUUGGUUGGCUUUAUAAUCCUUUUUUUCGGAUACUCGUAUUCGUAUCUCUUACUGGAUCUUUAUGGCGGUGAGGGGCUCAUCGAAGGAUCAGGGCCAUCGCUUUUGAAGUGGUAUUGUGUGUAUGUGCUGAUUAUUGCUAUUAAUGGAGUGACAGAGUGCUUUGUGUUUGCAACAAUGAGUCAGAAGGAUGUUGAUAGAUACAACGGGAAGAUGAUCUUAUUUUCUGUUGUAUUUCUGGCUUCUGCAUUGUUUCUAACUCAUUACGUUGGUAGUGUUGGCUUCAUCUGGGCCAACUGCAUUAACAUGACAGCGAGAAUUUUGCACAGCAUUCAUUAUAUUUAUGAUUAUUUUACUGAAUCUGGUGAACAACCACUGUUGGGUCUCAUGCCAUCGUUACCAGUAUUUCUGUCAUUGUUGAUAUCAGCUAUUGUCACAGCUUUAUCAGAGGUCUGGUUCUGUAAUGGUUGCCAACUAGACGUUGGAAAUGUAAUUUUCCACGUCAUUAUUGGUUUGUGCUGUUUGGCUGUGACAGCAGUAGCUAUUUUUAUUAAAGAAAAGCGGCUUGUUGAGUUUAUUGAUAGACAUUUUUUUCCUAAGCGCAAAGACUGAAAUUUACUCGGUGUUUGUGUCACUUGAUUUAAUAAACACGUGACUCUUUGUUU
Molecule: messenger RNA, 1668 nt
Organism: Corticium candelabrum
Lineage: Eukaryota; Metazoa; Porifera; Homoscleromorpha; Homosclerophorida; Plakinidae
Product: protein RFT1 homolog
Exons: 14
Coding region: 2-1615 (537 amino acids)
Biological process (GO): glycolipid translocation; dolichol-linked oligosaccharide biosynthetic process
Cellular component (GO): endoplasmic reticulum membrane
Source: RefSeq, a predicted model, not a curated record